GCUGUUGAAAUUUCCGAUUAGUUUUUUUGCUUUUAAUAAAAGCAAAACACAUAUUAUGGGUAAGAUAUAACUAAACGGAUGAAAUGAAUGUAACUAAUUUUAUUAUUUUCAAUGUCACAAAUAAAUAAGCUAAAGGGAUGAGGUAUAGAAAACAUAGGGACGUGACUUGCUUAGUCCACUAGAUGGAGUGAGAAGCUAAACAGAGAAUUAAACUAGUCAGGGUAAUGUGCUGCUUUUGAGUUGUACAUUGAUUUCGUGAGAGAAUAUGUUUUGGUGGUGUGGAACUGGUAACGGGGGAACUGAGUGCUUAUGUAACCGGGAUCACCAAUUUUGAAAGGAUUAUGGGUUUUUCUUCAGUCCGUGGGUUUGCUUCGUGGCACACCUCACGCUGCCCACAAACAAAAUGCACAAAACCAUAGGCACAGGUCAACCUCUAAAAAAGCUUUGCUGCUGCGGCUGCGAAUUAAACCAGAACGUUCCAGGAUAUGAAAACAGGAAAUAACACGGUGACGGGAACGCGCACGGCGCCGCCGCCCAUGAACUGAGCGCAGGACAGGAAAAAAAAAAAAAAAAAAACGGAUGAAGCGACGCCAUCUUGUUUCUUGUUUCCAGUCUUCAACGGCAGCUUUUAUGGACGGGAAGCUGCUGUUUAAAAACUCAACGCAGAUAGUCCGCUUUCCCCUUCGACUACGGAGCACAUAUUCACGCGUUAAACUACUUCGCCUUUAUGUGUUCGUUUAUUUAUUAAAUCGAUACGCACGCUAAUUUUACAUUGUUACCUAAUGGCGCCUGGUCGUAGCUGCUCUCCGGUUGCGCCCCUCUCCCCUCGCAGCUCAGAGCCCGCCCACAAAUACUAACUGCAUGAUGUCAUCACAAACUAGCCAUUUCUCAAAAAAAAAAAAAAAAAAUCACCAUUUUCAUCAGUAGUUGUUGUUGUUUUUUGACAACUACUAAUCCCCCACCAGAACUGUGGCGUUACAGUCUUUUAACACAAGAUCGUCUUCACACCGAAAACACGAUGGACACACAAUGGGAUAAAUGAUGUUAUCCUCCGUGGAAAGUCGACCUGCGUCCUCCACAGCCAAGACGUGUCCGUUUAGACGAGGGUGAAGAUAGCUCGAUCGGCCAAUCUGAUUUAAUUAAUUAUUAUUAUUUAGAAAAAGGAAAAAAAAAAAAAAAAAAACACCGUCUUCUCCUCAGUUUAUUUCAAACAAACCUGGCUGCCCGCACACCAGCAGUUGCAGCGCUCCCGUAGGACUGCGCAUGCGCGAGAGGAUGCGGUUCAGGGUGGGGGAGGGUCAACAAAAUGGAAACGAUGAGAGCAGCCGCUCUCAACAUAUGAUGUCAAAGGGAUUUCUGUGCAGACACGUUUCUGCAGAGGUGACACUAACAGAUUCACCACAACAGUCAAUCUGACGAGAAAAAAAUGUAAGAUUUAUUUUGAGAAAUGUCUCAGCCUCGGUCCAGUGAUACAAUAAAUCAAAGGGAGUUUGUAAACUGCGACCAUCAUCAGAUGAUGAUUUGAUUGACAGUCGAGACGGAAUAAAAUAUAAUUUCUACUAAUUUUGUUUUGUUUUUUUUUGACUGGGAGAAGCGUUAGGAGAACUUUUUUUUAGUAUGAGUUUAUUUCUUCUUUUAGGCUUUUAAUUUGGAUGCAUUGUUUAAUUACUUAAAUUUUAUUUUGUGGUCCUCAAAAUGUUUUCCUGGCCUGUGUUCUUUGUCCAUGUUUUAAUCUUAUUGGUGAGGCCAUUCCUUCCCAAUAUCAAUUCAAUAUACAAAACUGCUCUUGUGUAAGGGGUUGCAUAACAGCUUAGGUGCCUCCUACUGUGUUUGGUAGAGCAUUUGGGUGCUGCUUUACAACCAUGCUCAUGCUAAAAUAAAAAGAAUUUAGAUCAAUUUAUAGGUGCGUGUCACAAGCAUUCCUGGCAGAGCUAAUACAAAUGUGGACUGGCCUAUUUGGUCAGGCUUUUGGGAGAGAGCUUAAUUGUUGCUGUGUAUUUUUGCAUCUAGCAAAUGCAAAUCAAACACAGGCAUUUAGAAACUCAAAGUAUUGUAGAGAUUCUAUUUAAUAUAAACUUGCACAAUCUCGUGGAUCAGAUUGUACUCUGCUCCUUUUCACCCUGAGAGGAAGCAGAGGAAACAGCAAUUAGUUUAAACAAAACCUCCUGAUAAAAACAUUCCCACAGCUGACUUCACUUUCAAAACAUGAUCCUGCAGAUAGCACUGACCAGCACAAAAACACGGUGCAGGCUUUGGAUUGCACAAUGUGCUGCAUUGUUUGACGGGCUACUUUAAACAUAAGGAAAAAAAUAAUCUUUUCACCAGCCGUCCAGUUUGAUAAGCAUUUUCCCCCUCUACUAACUGUUCAUUUGACGAGCCCUGUCUAAAUAGCGCAGCACAAGAUAAAUCCACAGCGUCGCCGACAUAAAUAGCAGACUAGUUGAGGAGUCACAGUCGUGGACGCGCAUGUAGCACGGUCACAGAGCCCCUGUGAAGCCGGGGGUGUAACCCCGUAGUAUGUGGAGGCGGAGCCUGGGUUUAGCGAUGGCGAGGGAGGGGGGAGGGGGCGGAGUCUCGGCAGUCCUGGCAGGGCCGCCAUUUUUGCAAAGGGAAAAGAGACUCUGGUUUUGAGGGGAUCUAAUUUCUAAAAGUCGCUGUUGAGUAGGGCACAGUUUUAACGGUUUCGAAUUGAUUUAUGGACACAUUUGGGUCCCUGAGCAAAACAAGAGGCACGGGUUUUUUUCCACAGGAAAGGACUCUCUAGGGGACACGUUUGAAUACAAAUAUUUUAAACCUUGGCUAGGGAUCCGCAGUGUGUGGACAGAAGUAUUGUUUUGGUUGUGGAAGCUGUGUGGAAAGCGACGGGGGUCUUACCCAGGUCCCCUUAUUCGCUAUUCAGAUCCUCCAGAGUGGACAUAAAACGGCCUUGUGGAUGCACUUAGAUGUCUGCAAUGACUGCUGUGGCUGGCAUGCCUCAGUGUUUUGGACUCCCUUUCUCUGGACUCAGUAGGACAAGAACUGAUCAGCAGAGAACGUCAUGAGCAUAGUCAUCCCAGUAGGGGUGGACACAGCAGACACCUCAUACCUGGACAUGGCUGCGGGCUCAGAACCAGAAUCGGUGGAGGCCAGCCCUGUGGUGGUGGAAAAGUCCAGCUACCCGCACCAGAUUUACAGCAGCAGUUCUCACCAUUCCCACAGUUACAUUGGCCUGCCUUACGCGGACCAUAACUAUGGGGCGCGGCCCCCACCUACGCCGCCGGCCUCCCCUCCACCCUCCAUGUUGAUCCGACAAGGAGAGGGGGGGCUGUUUGUUCCAGGGGGCCAGGACGAGGCAUCCAGGGGCACCACACUCAGCACCUCGGAGGACGGCAGCUACGGGGCCGACAUCACCCGCUGCAUCUGCGGCUUCACCCACGACGAUGGCUACAUGAUCUGUUGUGACAAAUGCAGUGCCUGGCAGCAUAUAGACUGCAUGGGCAUCGACAGGCAGAACAUUCCUGAGACUUACCUGUGCGAACGCUGCCAGCCACGUCACCUGGAUAGAGAGAGGGCCAUCCUGCUGCAGACCAAGAAAAGAGAGUGUUUAUCUGAUGGGGACACCAGUGCGACGGAGAGUGGAGAUGAGGUUCCCUUAGAGCUCUACUCCACCUUCCAACACACGCCCACCACCAUCACCCUGACGACCGGACGCCUCGGUAACAAGCAGGCCGAUAAAAAGCGUAAAAAGAGCGGCGACAAGGAGCCUCCAGCAUCUUCUGCCCGAGCUAAGAAGGCCUUCAGAGAGGGAUCCAGAAAGUCCUCUAGAGUAAAGGGUGCAGCUCCGGAGCAGGAGCCAGCGGAGCACCCAUCUCUGUGGGAGAAUAAGAUCAAGACGUGGAUGGAGCGUUACGAGGAGGCCAACAGCAAUCAGUACAGCGAGGACGUCCAGGUCUUGUUACGCGUGAAAGAGCAAGGCGACGGCAAGAGCCUGGCUUACAACACGCACCCAGCCUCUUUUAAACCUCCUGUGGAGAGUCAAGUUCAGAAAAACAAGAAGAUCCUCAAAGCGGUGCGAGACUUGGCCCCAGACUCCCUCAUCAUUGAGUACAGGGGAAAGUUCAUGCUUCGACAGCAGUUUGAGGCCAACGGAUACUUCUUCAAGAGGCCAUACCCUUUUGUGUUAUUUUAUUCUAAAUUUGACGGACUGGAGAUGUGUGUCGAUGCUCGCAGCUUUGGUAACGAGGCGCGCUUCAUCCGUCGUUCCUGCACCCCCAACUCUGAAGUGCGGCAUGUCAUUGAAGACGGCAUGUUGCAUUUAUACAUCUACUCGUUGAGGCCUAUCUCUAAGGGCACAGAGAUCACGAUUGGUUUUGAUUUUGACUAUGGCAGCUGUAAAUACAAAGUGGACUGUGCCUGUGUGAAGGGGAACCAGGAGUGCCCGGUGCUCAAGCACAACCUGGAGCCCACGGAGAACCUGGCUUCUGGAGGCCGGCGCAGGGGAAGCCGCAAGGACAAGGAGUUGGCUCGGGAGGACCAGGGCCAGAACCAGAACAUGGGUUUGGACGGCGAGGGGAGGGGCAAGAGCAUAGGCGACGGGAAGCAGAGAAAACUCUCUCCUCUGCGCCUCUCCAUCUCAAAUAACCAGGACCCUGAGUUAUUUGAGGAUCUAGAAGACAAAUCCUCCGUUAGCAAUGAAGUAGAGAUGGAGUCAGAGGAGCAGAUUGCAGAGAGGAGGAGGAAGAUGGCCAACCCAGCGGAGCAGUCCCAUCUCCCUGUCGGGGCGGCUUCAGGCUGGAGGGGACUGAAACUCAAGGAGACGAGAGAGGAGAGGAAGAUGGAGGCCAUCCUGCAAGCAUUUGCCCGAAUGGAGAAGAGAGAGAAACGGAGGGAGCAGGCGCUGGAGAGGAUAGGUAGCGUAAAGUCGGAGGUUGGAGGCCGCAGUGACAUUAAGGAGGAACCUCCAGCCACGCCGGAGAUGGCAGAUUCUCCAGCCGUCAUGCAGCCGCUUCUGGAGCCAAAGGAGGAGCCAGGACUGAAGCCAGCAAAGGUCAAAAGCUCGAGGAACAGGAAAAGCUUUUCAAGGAACCGCACUCACAUUGGCCAGCAGCGCCGACGGGCUCGCACCAUCAGCACCUGUUCGGACUUGCCCCCGUCCUCUCCGGCCGAGUCCUUGGAGCCUCUUACCAACGAAGCCCCCGAAGGAGAGACGCCCACCGCGCCAGAGCCGGAGGCCGUCCCUUCGCAAGCGCCGGACGACAGCCCCCCACACAGCAGCUCUCCUGCUCCCGAUAGGACCCGCACAGGGAGCAAGAACUUCAAAACUAAAAAGCACUUUGUGAGCGAGUGGGUUGGUGAGAAACAGCAGGACCGCGGUGGAGUACGAACACCAGAACCAGCCCCGGAGCGGCCACUGAGAAUAAGCAGUGACCCUGAAGUACUUGCCACGCAGCUAAAUGCCCUACCGGGCAUGGCCUGCUCUCCACAGGUCUACAGCACGCCCAAACACUAUGUCCGAUUCUCGUCCCCAUUCCUGGCAAACCGCAGCCCCACCACGCCCGGAGUCCCCACAGGGAGGCGGCGUUCCCGAGAACUGCCAGAAACGCCGCCAACCACUGGCUCCUGCAAGAAGCGAUGGUUGAAGCAGGCUCUAGAGGAGGAGGGCUCCACCAGCCCGGCCAGACGACCGAGCCUUCUCAUGCCCGGUGAGGGUCCUCUCAGCCCCUCAAUUAAUGGUGACUCUGACAGCCCUCUACCCUAUAAUGGCAUGUGUUCGCUACCAGAAUUGCCCACUCCUUUGAAAAAGCGCCGUUUGAGUCCAUUAGAUGCUUGUAUGUCAGAGAGCUCUACGCCCUACGGUUCGCCGUGUGCCACGCCCACCAGGGCCGACCAAUCGGAAGCGCCUGCUACACCCGUCUUACUGGCUACCCCACCUCGCCCCCGAACGGAGGAGCCCAGUACAGAUCCCACACCCAGUACCCCAACGCAGACACUUAUUGCUCCUCAGGAGAGUGAAUCUUCAAUGGAGAGCUCACCGGAGAUCAGCCGGAAACCUUGUGUGCAAGAGGCCGAUCGUCCUCCGUCGUUGGUCUCCUCUCCCUGUAUCAGGGCUUCAAGUUCAGACGGACCCCCGACAGAAGUCAAGGUGUCCGUUCCAGAGAGUCCACAGCCUCAAGCUGUCGACUCGGCGGACUGCGGGGAGGACAGAACUGAUGGGGGGGUCGUAGAAGGAACUAAUGAGGCCUCCUCAUCCGCGGACACGUGUGCUUCCUCUUAUCCUGGCUGGAUAAAAAGCCCAGAAAGAGGCCCGACUGGACCAGCUGGCCUGAACUUUUCUCCAGUCAACUCAAACUUAAGGGACCUCACCCCCUCUCAUACUCUGGAGCCACUGGUUGCUCCCUUCAGGCCCGAGGCUGCAGCUGGUGCUGCAGCGGGGCCGGCGGCGGUGACGGCGGGGUCUUUGGUCGUCUCUCAACCCCCACCGUUCAGCGAAGGCCAGGGGCAGCUCUUUUACCCCUGCACCGACGAGGGAAAUUCACUUGGCUUCUCGCGCUCAUUGAAUGGGGACAUCGCUGGCGAGGGAGGAGGGUCAGCACAGAACCCCCCACAGAAGAAAAAGGUUUCCCUGCUAGAAUAUCGUAAGCGUCAGCGGGAAGCUCGUCGCAGCGGCUCCAAGACCGAGUGCAGCUCUCCGGUUUCCACCGUGCCCCCUCUGACAGUGGACGCCUUCCCCACCGCUAUUGAGACCACCAGCGAGCCUCCUCUACCUCCUGCUCCCACACCUGUUUGCAACGCCACCACCACCGCCCCCGCCCCCACCGCCACGACAAACGUCGCUGUAAAAGAGCCCCAGACAAGCGAGGAGGCUGACACUGCGGGAGAGAAGGAAGGAGGAGAGGGACAGUGGACAUCGUCGACAUCCGUAGAGCAGGCCCGAGAACGCAGCUAUCACAGAGCUCUGCUGCUCAGCAAAGAUAAAGACACAGAUGGUGAGACGGAAGGUGGAGAUACGCCUGCCCUGAGAGAGUGUGCAUCUCCAAGUCUUCAAAAGACCCCAACCCACACACCCUGCUCUCCUGGACCACUUGCCCAGCCAUCCAGUCGGACUGCGAAGGAUGAAGACAACGAUGGCCAGCCUCGGACACCAAAUCCUACGAGUCAGCCACCGAGCAAGCCGACAGGACCUAAACCGGCCCCGCUGACCCCAACAAAGCUGCACCCUUCUCCGCUACCCUCCUCUCCCGUCCACUACCCUGGAUCCUCCCUCCUCCAUUCGCCCAAGCCGCAGCCUCAGGGCUCGCCCUACCGCAGCCAGAGAGCGCUCUUCUCUGCCCAGCCUCAAAACCAACCGCAGUCCCAGGCGCAGACCGGCCCUGCUCCUUUCUCCCAGUAUAACGCACAGAGCGCUCCGCCGCCGCCUCCCCCUCCUCCACCAGCACCGCCGGCCUCCACGAGCUACUUUCCCAGCCAGAGCCCUUCGCCCGCCGGACCUUUCUCUGGGUUUAAACCUGCCGUUACGCCGCCCUAUCCUCCAGGUUCGCAGCCCUUGAUGCAGACUCUUCCCCACAGUGUGCACUAUCAGACUUCAGCUGCACCGCCGCCUCCCCCUCCUCCGCCUCCACACCCAAUACCUGGUCCCACCCUGCUGCAUGUCAACCUGCAGCCUCCCAUCCAGCAGCAUCAGCUCAUGCUGACCACUGCCCCUCCUCCUCCUCCUCCCCCACAGGGCCAGACCUCCCAACAGCAGCAGCAGCAGCAGCCGCCUCCCUCCGGAGGCCCCCUACUAUCCCUAACCCCUCCACCACCUCCUCCUCCACCUCCCCCUGCCCCUUCUACCACCACAAAUGCAGCCCCACCACUUUCAGAACUUAGGGGGGUUUCAGCCAACGUUGAUGCACCCGGGUGCUGCUCCAAACCCUUCAGUGCCCCCAUCCACAUACCCCCCACCCAUUCAGCAGACUGGACUGCCUCCACCUCCCCCUCCUCCUCCACAACAGACUCAACAAGGCCAGGCACAGGCCACUGCCUCCCAGAUGCCUUCUGGGACUCGUGGAGCUCCUGCGUCCUCGACCCCUUUCCACAGCUCGGGGUACCUGAGCACAGGGUGGCACUGACUGCCCUUUCCGCCGUUGGCACCCGGCGGCCCCUGAGAACUCAGCCUGAGAGGGGCUUGUAUCAUAAGCUGUAGAUAUGUUUUUCUAUGUACCUGAACACAUGGCCAGUGGAAAAACAGCUGAUUGUGGGAUGAAAGGGUACUUUUUAAAAAAACAAGGACAGAAAAUUUUAGAAAAAAGGACAUUAAAAUAAUCUUCAAGACAAACUGUAUUAAAAUGAAGAUGGACGAUCCCCCGGUGCUCAUAGCCCUCUCUCUCUGGCCUCCAUUUGUUUUUAUAUUAUCCUUCCUGUUACGGAGAGGAAAGCUCUGUUCUGUGUCUUGUUUGGACUCCCGUUGUAAGGCCCCGCACUUUGUUUAUCAAUGGACAUUCCAGCCUAUAACCCCCUUCCUCUUCCUCCUCUUCCUCCUCUGUCAGUUAUUCCUUUUUACUUCCCCUUCUCUCUCGUCUGUCGUUCGGCUCUUUACACCAUUUAUUUGUUUUACUCUAGUGGCUCAUUAUAGCAAAGAGAAAAGCUUUUUGUAUAGAGAAAAAAACACACUUAUUUUUUUUAUUCCUCUGUCUAACAACAAAUAUCUGUUCACCGCUGCAGAUUCAGAAAAAGACCCAUUUCUGGGAUCCUGCCUCACUGCCGCAGCAGGCUGCACUCGUUUGUGUGUUUGUGUGCGUACGCGUGUGUGCGUGUGUGUGUUAAAAUGGCUGCUUAGAGAAGCCAAGUGUGAGUGAGGUUACGAGUGUUUGUAGCCUUCUGAGGUAGGCAGAGGGGUCUCGCCCACAGGUAGGACGUUUAGCGGUUUAUUUUUGAAUAUCAACGGUUAUUUGUAGAAAGUGUAAUUUAAUGUAUAGGUGGUUACUCCAGCUUUCACCAGGAACAGGUUGUAAAUAUUCGCUUCUUUUCUUUUUCUAUGCUUGUACAAUUCGCUCCCAUCCCAUUUUGAAAUAUGGUUGUAAAUAUGAACGCUCUUCUUGGCAAAGCUGAAUGUUUCUGUGACUGUAGCAUUAUUUUUAUUUUAUUUUUUUUUUUCUUCCCCUAUCUCGACUCUUCAACUUUGUCUUUUUUUAUUAUUUGUGUGUGUGAGUGUAUGUUUGUGUGGAGGGGAGAGACUCACAGACACUGCACUGGUUGGCUAUUUUCAUGGUUCAUUAUAAUAAAUCACUGUAAUGACAGUUUUA
This is a messenger RNA of Mugil cephalus (flathead mullet), 9263 nucleotides long. RefSeq names its product lysine (K)-specific methyltransferase 2E (gene kmt2e). The record is from RefSeq and is a predicted model, not a curated record. Gene Ontology annotation, molecular function: protein binding. Lineage: Eukaryota; Metazoa; Chordata; Actinopteri; Mugiliformes; Mugilidae.